Messenger RNA from Lethenteron reissneri (Far Eastern brook lamprey), 1547 nucleotides. RefSeq names its product beta-crystallin A2-like. Gene Ontology annotation, molecular function: structural constituent of eye lens. NCBI's taxonomy places the organism in Eukaryota, Metazoa, Chordata, Hyperoartia, Petromyzontiformes, Petromyzontidae. Gene Ontology annotation, biological process: lens development in camera-type eye; visual perception. The record is from RefSeq and is a predicted model, not a curated record.
CCUACAAAAGGCGAGGGAUGCGAUUGCAGCACCACAGUCUGCGUUGAACUCGUAAGGAACAUACCACGUCAUGUCAAGCCAGACCAGUGCUGUGGGGGCCCUGCUGCCCGGUGGUCAGUUCAAGCUCACACUGUGGGAGCAGGAGAACUUCCAGGGCAAGCGAUGCGAGCUCACGACCGAGUGCCCCGGGGUGACUGAGCGCCCCAUCGAGCACGUGCGCUCCAUCAAGGUGGAGUGCGGAGCAUGGGUGGGAUUCGAGCACCCGGAGUUCCAGGGCCAGCAGUUCGUGCUGGAGAAGGGCGACUACCCCAUGUGGCAGUCAUGGAGUGGUAGCUGCGCUUACCGCACGGAGCGCAUCCAGUCAUUCCGUCCCAUCAAGUCCGCGGCCCACGGGGAGAGCAAGGUGGUCCUGUUUGAGGGAGAGAACCUGCAGGGUCGAAAGGCGGAGCUCUGUGACGACUGCCCUUCGAUGCAGGCCAUGGGCUGGAGCACGCGGGAGAUCCAAUCCGUCAAGGUCAACAGUGGCGCAUGGGUUGCGUACCAGUACCCGGGAUACCGCGGAUACCAGUUCGUGUUGGAGCGCGACCGCCACAGUGGGGAGUACAAGAGCUACAGCGAGUUCGGCAGCCAAGCGCACUCUGGCAACAUCCAGUCCAUCCGCCGCAUUCAGCAUUGAAUCGGACUGGACAGCCCCGCCAGUUGCACUCACCCCUGUGCCCUCUACCUACACCUGCCCGCAUGGGGUGGGUGGUGAUCUUCCCAAGUUCAAGGCACCCUGCCGAUACACCUGCCAGAGUUUGUGGUUGAUCACCUCCCUGAGUCCUGCCUGCCCGGUAUUACUGCUUACAUAUCGCGACUUAAAGCAUGCGGUCACGCGAGUUCAGUUCAGCCCCCUUAAUUUAAUUUGGACCAGAGCCGACAGAGGCGCAGUUAUCUUUUGCGAGAUCUGGAAUAAAGAGCACACGAGGCUUAGACAGCCUACAGGUCGACUUCUCAUCCGCAAAUGAUUUGCAUUCCGCACAAUACGAGAUCAAACAAAAAAACAUUAUUCUCUCCAUGGACUAGAACUAUCAAUAUCUACACCUUCAUUAUCCGGAGUACACCGGCAUCGCCAACUGCCUGCCUAUCUCCCACGUGGGGGUAUCUUGAAUGUCAAAUCAGAUUCACUUGAAACACCAAACGUGCCUAAUUAUGGUGCAACUGCCUCAUUAGUUUGAAUCUCAGUUGCAUCUCUCGUACACAAAUAACACAACAGAACACUCCACGUAGCAUGGAUGGAAUGUCUAACGCCAUCACAUGUAAGGUGCUUAUUGACUGUUACGUGGUUUGCAUUUGUUCCUUGGGAUGAUGAAUGUCAAGAUAUUAAUGCGUUCGUGAAGUUCAGGCGUUUUACCUCCCUGCAGAACAGAACUCGCUGUGCGGAUGGCAUCUCAUUAUCUUAAACUUGAACGAUCAAAAGCACCCACACCCAAUGCACGCAAAGCUUAAGAGCACAGCGAACCUUAUUUAUAAACACUCCUGGUGCAAAUGCAGAAAUGCAAUGAAUA